This is a messenger RNA of Elgaria multicarinata webbii, 2614 nucleotides long. RefSeq names its product monocarboxylate transporter 2-like. Gene Ontology annotation, biological process: monocarboxylic acid transport; transmembrane transport. Gene Ontology annotation, cellular component: plasma membrane. The record is from RefSeq and is a predicted model, not a curated record. Lineage: Eukaryota; Metazoa; Chordata; Lepidosauria; Squamata; Anguidae. The transcript is spliced from 6 exons. The coding region runs from base 350 to 1642 and encodes 430 amino acids. Gene Ontology annotation, molecular function: monocarboxylic acid transmembrane transporter activity.
AUCAACAUGUCUGUCCAUUGAGAUCUACAGAUCAAGGCCUACUGGUUGUUACUUCGCGUGCACAGGUACAUCUGAUGGCAACCAGGGACAGGGGCAUUUCUCUUGUGGCGUCCUACUCCUUGAGUUCUCUUUCCCCUGCAUCCUUGAUGGUGUUUAAUCAGGUUCCCCAUUAGAAGAAGCCAGACAACAGGCCAUUUUAUUCCAUGCAUCAAGCUGAUCAUGAUUGUUCUCAAGUGGUGUUUUCUCUCUCUCUAAAAGCUGCAUCCCGUAUUGAUAAAACCUUCAGCAGCUGUUGACUAGUUGUCUGAGGCUACUUCCUCAAUUUUGAAGCUUUUUCCAUGGCAGCUUUAUGCAUAUGCCAGGUCCCAUUAGCAGCAUUUUGGUGGGCCGUUUUGGUAGCCGACCGGUGGUCAUAUUCGGAGGUCUGCUAUGUGGCAUAGGGAUGGUUUCUGCAGCAUUCUGCACAAGCAUUUUUCAACUGUACAUUUGUGCUGGACUCAUCACAGGACUUGGCCUUGCCCUCAACCUCCAACCUUCAGUGAUCAUCAUUGGAAAGUACUUCCUGAAAAGACGGCCAAUAGCCAACGGCCUUGCCAUGGCAGGAAGCCCUGUCAUGCUUUGCACCCUUGCACCCUUGAAUCAGCUCCUUUUUGACUACUUUGGAUGGAGAGGAAGCUUUUUUAUUCUUGGGGCACUUCUACUCAACUGCUGUGUGGCUGGAGCACUCUUCAGGCCCAUUGGACCUACAGCUAGCUCCACUAAGAGGCAAGCUAAAGAGCCUGAUACAGGCAUAGUUGAAAUGGCUGACUGUACAGUCGAAGAGAAGAAGGACAAAGACUGCUGUGAAAACUUUAACAAGUUUCUUGAUUUAUCUCUUUUCAAGCACAGGGGUUUCCUGAUCUACUUGGGAGGGAACGUCCUCAUGUUUCUAGGCUUUUUUGCCCCCAUUGUCUUUUUGGCUCCUUAUGCAAAGCACCUCGGGAUUGAUGAAUAUUCAGCAGCUUUCCUCCUUUCAAUUCUUGCAAUAGUUGAUAUGAUAGCCAGACCAGCUACUGGGAUAAUUGCAAACAGCAAAUGGGUGAGGCCCAAAAUUCAGUAUUUUUUCAGCUUCUCCAUUGCUUUCAAUGGUGCCUGCCACCUCCUGUGCCCCUUAGCAACAGGCUAUUUGGGCCUAGUUGUGUAUUCUGUCUUUUAUGGACUGGCCUUUGGUAUGGUUUGUGCGAUGCUGUUUGAAACUCUUAUGGACCUCGUUGGUGCCAGCCGCUUCACAAGUGCCGUAGGAUUGGUCACCAUAGUGGAAUGUUUUACCAUAUUACUUGGGCCACCCAUUGGGGGAACUCUUAUUGACAGGUUUGGGGACUACAAAUACAUGUUCAUUAAAUGCGGGUCAGUGAUGGUCUUGGCUGGGAUAUUCCUCUUCAUUAUGAAUUACUACAACUACCGAAUGCUUGCAAAAGAAGAGAAGGAAAGGAAAAGGCAUGAAAUGGAAAAGAAGGAUGAUGGAGCCGUUAGAAUACAAACCUUUCCUGACAAAGGAGAUGCCACGAACACAGAAAAAAUGCAGGGUGGCCAUGAAAAGGUCCCUCUGAAAAGUGAGGAGGAUGGACUACAGAAUGGGAACUCUCAGUGGCUGCUAAGCUGAACAUGGUUGCCCUGUGCUGCUGGUAAUCUGGUACAGAGAAAUAGGAAUGUCAGAGAAAUCUGCAACGAAACCACAUGAGCUUGGAUUUUUAUGAAUCUGACCCAUGGAUUCCACAAUGGACUGGCUCCUCUCUCAUCCAGCAGGUUCUACGGACUUAUGGAAUGUUUUUUUAACCUUUGGUACUUUUGCGCAAAUUUCAUCAUUGAAAAAUGUGCCCAAACCAACAACCACAACCCAGCCAAAAAUACCCCCAUAGGCUAACAUGUGAAAAUGCACAUUUUGGGGGGGGAUUUGUGCAUUUUCACAUGUGCAAAUUAGGGCAAAUUCCCAUUUGCGCAAAGUUGGAAACAAUAUAUAUUAUAUAUCCUUUUUUGUCAAUGGAUGGACAGUGGAACGAAAAGCGUCUAACAAACCACAAAACACAGAACAGAUUUUACACAAUCCAUACAUCCCUACACUGAACGAGACCUGCCCUUAAGUUACAGGAGAUAACCUGAAGAGCUAAGUUUCACCAUUAACACCAUUUUCAGAUCUGGACCCAGGGUUGCGCCCCUUGCUUUCAACAGAAGGGGUUUCUUGAUCUAAGCUUAUGAGACCUUAAUGUUAGGAACUUGCAAAGAAUGACCAAUGUACAGCUCCAGUCGUUAAGUUGUACUAUCCAUCACUUCUGUUGACUUUGUACUUUAUACAUUUUCUAAAAUUAAAAUGAAUUUGUUUCCUAAUACAAGGGUUACUAGGUUUUCUUCUGUUGUCUGUAAGAGGCCUGACUUUCUGUGAAUUUUAGUUAGGGCCAGGCUUGGAUAACUGCUAGAUAGUUUAGUUAAUCUUUUAUUUUGAAGGAGAGUCUUCACUUGCCACAGUGAGCUUCUGUGUAACCUGACUUGGGAUCAUCUGUACAAGACACACAACCUAAUCAGUGUCUAUCUACAAAACUUCCCUCCAUUACCAUUUUAUGACUGAAACAAAUUGCAU